This is a messenger RNA of Panonychus citri (citrus red mite), 817 nucleotides long. RefSeq lists its product as uncharacterized. The transcript is spliced from 5 exons. The record is from RefSeq and is a predicted model, not a curated record. The coding region runs from base 1 to 720 and encodes 239 amino acids. NCBI's taxonomy places the organism in Eukaryota, Metazoa, Arthropoda, Arachnida, Trombidiformes, Tetranychidae.
AUGCAGCUCGGUGAAUCAACUGCUAAAACAAUAGUUAAACCAACGGUAAAAUCAUCUAAAGGAAUUGAUUUAACCUCUCGGAGAAUGAUUAAUAUAUUGGUCGCAUUACAAAUUAGCCUCGGGUCACUUUACGUUGCAAUUACGACUCUUGCUUUGGUCACUCUGAGGGGUGACGAAUCAAUGAGAAACUCAGUUCCUGACCAAAUUUCAUUGUUCAAUAAUUUUCUCGAGGGAAUCGUAAUGAUUAUCAAUGGUUAUCUUACCCAAUUAGCAGUUGAAAGAGGUUAUUUGUUUUUGUUAAUUGUGACCAUUUUAAUUAACUUUGGAUUAGUUUCUUUCAAUUGUUAUGAAUUAAUCGAUAGAUUUAUCAAUGUCCCCAAAGAUUUUGACCAAGAGAUUAAUGGAGUUAUUUUAAUGACUUUUCUUGAAAGUGUUUAUUAUUUUUGUAUCGUUCAUCAUUCAGUUAAAUUAUAUUCAACAAUUAAAUUACGACAGGAGCGAUUAUUACAAUCAGAAACAAAGUCAGAUUCAACUAAACAUGAAGAUGUAUUUAAAUUUCCAACAACAAUUGAUUCAAUUCCGAUCAACGAUUCAAUUAUCGGAGGACGAAUCAGAGUUUCAAGACAAAUCAAUCAGUUCAAAUUUACAGCUGCUUCUGAUCCAGUCAGUGGACCAAAGGUUGUCAGAAUUAAUUAUGAUUCAGAUGAAAGUCAAGAAUGAAAGUCAUGAAUAAACAAGAUAAUUAACUAAUUAACAUUGGCAAUGGUUUUACUGCUUUAAUUACCGCAACUGAUCAACUGAUUAACAACCAUUAAUG